AUGGCCGGAAAGUCUCUGACCGGAGCAUGCCUGUGUGGAAAGAUCACCUACCGCGUGGAUCUCCCCACUGACGCGCCAUUCCCCAAGAUCCGCCCUAAUACUAACAGUUAUCUGUUCACUAAAGUUGCUCUCUGCCACUGCGAGGACUGCAAACGAAACACGGGAGCCCCCUUCUCGUCGAACCUGAUCGUCCCCAAGCCCACACUUACCUACACGGCUGGAACCCCCAAGGUUUACGCCCAUCCGUCGGGCGAUCUGGGGAACGAGCUCCAGAGACACUUCUGUGGGGAUUGUGGGUCCCCACUUAUCACGCAGCCGGGCGGGAGAGGAACUGUUACUGUCAAAACUGGCACAUUGGAUGCAGAGUCUCGUGGCGACUUGGGCUUAGCAUUGGAAAUCUUCUGUAAACGGAGGGAGCCAUGGGUGGAUCAGAUCGGUAGCGUGCCAAAAACUGAGGCCAUGCCGUAG
Molecule: messenger RNA, 468 nt
Organism: Aspergillus caelatus
Lineage: Eukaryota; Fungi; Ascomycota; Eurotiomycetes; Eurotiales; Aspergillaceae
Product: GFA family protein
Exons: 2
Coding region: 1-468 (155 amino acids)
Molecular function (GO): carbon-sulfur lyase activity
Source: RefSeq, a predicted model, not a curated record